UGCAGAGUAGGACCUAAAGUAGAUUUCCUCUUUGCCCUCUCUUUCCUCACUCCUAUUUUGGGAAAAAAACACACCACUGCAGAGAUUAAAGCUAACACUCAGCAUGGCAUCUGCAAGCUCUUCGCAGUCAACAUUCAGGCUGGGCCGCAGUAAGAAGAGCCCAACUGUUAUGGAUCAGAUCGGAAAGUUCUUUGGAGGGGAUAAAAAGAAGAAGGGAAAGGGAUCUUUUCGUGGUGGCUUGUCUGCAUCACCUCAAAGAUCGAGCGCAUCUCCUCGUCGCCGUCCAGAUGAGAAUGCUGUUGUGCACUUUUUCAGAACCAUUGUUUCUCCCUCUACCCCCAAAUCUAGGAGAGACCAGAAAUCACAGAGCUCCACCAAAGGCCAAAAGAGACGUGGAGACACUUUAACCCGGAUCUUCAAAAUGGGAGGAAGCCAGUCUGCUUCAUCUACCAAGCGUUGAAACCUUAUUACCUUUGUGGAAAGCGGAAAAGGAUGGAAAACGAAUGCAAAAAAAAAAAAAGUUUUUUUUAAAUUUUGUUUUCUAAUACAGUAACAUUGACUUGAAAAAGCUUUUGCAUUGAUGUUACAACACAAUUUGUGUCUUCUGAAUUAUUCCUGUUCAGUAUUGUCAAACUUGUACUGACAUAGUUGUGUAUAAUCUUUGAUCUUUGAAAUGGUUUUGUCUUGUCUCUGUAGUGUCAAUACUCACCUUUACACAGCUUAAGUGUAACCAGCAUAUUGUGUACUAGACCUCAAAUGUGUUUUCUACACCUUUUACAUGUUGAUGAACAGUCUUCUCUGUACAGUUUGAUGGGGUCUGCAAGGAGGUGGUCUGCAUGCCAAAAUCUAUAACAUAUGUUCUGACAUCCACAAUGUAUAUUUUACUUCCAACCACAAACUGUUUUUUUAAAUGUGUGUUUGGUUCCGGAGAUUUCUAAUGAAUUUGGUAACCAUAGAUUACUGCACAUAGUUUGAAUAUGACUGAUUCUGUGCCCUUUGCACAUCAUAGUUUGAGACUUCAUUUUCUAUUCAUACAAAAACAACUGGAAAAAGGGUUCUUAUUUAAACUAAAUAAUAUUUGAUGUCUUCUGUGUUUGUUACACCUAAUUAAUGGUGACAAUUAAAAGUGUGAAACUUU
Cyprinus carpio (common carp) is the source of this 1138-nucleotide messenger RNA. Its product is annotated as myelin basic protein-like. The record is from RefSeq and is a predicted model, not a curated record. Gene Ontology annotation, molecular function: structural constituent of myelin sheath. NCBI's taxonomy places the organism in Eukaryota, Metazoa, Chordata, Actinopteri, Cypriniformes, Cyprinidae.